Messenger RNA from Nothoprocta perdicaria, 1078 nucleotides. RefSeq names its product P2Y purinoceptor 1-like. The record is from RefSeq and is a predicted model, not a curated record. Gene Ontology annotation, cellular component: membrane. Bases 1 to 1050 code for a protein of 349 amino acids. Lineage: Eukaryota; Metazoa; Chordata; Aves; Tinamiformes; Tinamidae. The transcript has a single exon. Gene Ontology annotation, biological process: G protein-coupled receptor signaling pathway. Gene Ontology annotation, molecular function: neuropeptide receptor activity.
AUGCAGGCUGCGCCGAAUUGGACUUUGCCACYGGGCAAUGCCAGCAAGACAACAUGYGCAGUGAACACGGCCUUCGCCCACCACUACCUGCCUGCCGUCUACCUGGUGGUGAUCCCGCUGGGGCUGGUGGGCAACGCGCUGGGGCUGUGGCAGCUCUGUGCCCGGCCGCGGCGCAGCGCCCUGAGCCUGCUCGUGGGCAGCCUGGGCCUGGCCGACCUGCUCUACGUCAGCACGCUGCCCUUCCUCGUGAGCUACUACGCGCAGAGCAGGCGGUGGGUGUUCGGCACCGCCUGGUGCCACCUCACGCGGAGCUUCUUCCACCUCAACCUCUAYGCCAGCAUCGGCUUCCUCACCUGCAUCAGCGUCCACCGCUACCUGGGCAUCGUGCACCCCAUGAAGAUGCGGGGCAGGUGCCAGGCUCUGACCUCCUCUCUGUGGCUCAGUGCCAUGGUCUGGCUGUGGGUCAUCGCACAGGUGGCUCCCGAUUUCACCUUCAGCAAAAUGGACGCAGCAGAGGCCAAGUGCCACGACACGACAGAUGACAAGAACCUGGACACUUACUUGCCGUACACUGCAGCGGUCACCGUGAUCGGCUUUGUCAUCCCCUUCCUCAUCAUCAUCGGGUGCUACGGGCACGUGGUUGUGGUGCUCUGCAGGAACAACACCGUGGAUGCCAACCUGCGGAGGAGAAGCAUCAGGCUGGUGGUAGUCGUGACUGUCCUCUUCGCGCUCUGCUUCCUCCCCUACCACAUCUUCAGAAACCUCAACCUGUUGUCCCGACGCUGGCAACACAAAGGGACCUGCACGCAGACCUCAAGGAACAUCUACAUCUCCUACCAGGUGACCCGCGGCCUGGCCAGCUUGAACAGCGCCUUGAACCCGCUGCUCUACGUGAUGACCAGCGAGGACGGCGCGUCCCUCGCGAGGACCCUCCGGCAAAGGGCCGGCCGCUCUCUGCGCUCCCUGUUCCGCAGCGAAGGCGGCCAGCACUCGGACGAGAGGAAAUUCAACUUCAUCCUCUGCGAGCAGCAGGUUUCCGAGGAGCUCUGAGCUCCCCAGGUACAGGCUGGGGACAGGA